UCUUACCCAGUAUGUAGUACAGCACAAGAGUUUGUGGUCAAACGUUGUCAGACUCAGUCGGAACAUUGCGCGGUACAGCUGACCGGUCAGGACGAGGGAAAGGGUGCUGCAGUACCAGUGGUGACCACUGACCAACACGUGCGCACUUCUCAAUCACGAUGACGAAAGUUCAAAAGCCAGGUCUGCCGCGGCUGGAAGCGCUGGAGCGGGUCGCCAACAUACCCAUCGUGGAGUCUGGCAUCGAGGUCACUGAAAAGAUCUACUCUAAAAUCAGGGAAUCAAACGCACUCAUACGCUGGUACCUGUCGCUGGGGGAGCGCUCGCUGGCCACGGGCGUGCAGCUGGCGCUGCCGGCGGUGCAGCUGCUGGAGACGCCGCUGCAGCAGCUCGACCGCUUCCUGUGCAUGUCGCUGGACGUGGUGGAGCGGCGGGUGCCGUCCAUCAACUUGCCGCCGCAAGCUCAGAUGUACUCCGAGACCCGGCAGUACGUGCUGCGUCGCGCCGACUCCGUGAAGCAGCUGGGCACGGCUGUGCUGGACUCGCGCGUCACCACCGCCACCGUCAACGCGUUGGACCGCGCUCUGACCACCGCUGACAAGUACGUGGACAAGUACCUGCCGCCCGAUGGCCAGGAUGCUGCUGACGUGGUGAUCAUAGUGACGGGCGCGGACGUGGUGGACUGCCAGGAAUCGGGCCGCGCGCGCGCCGCCCACGCGGUGGAGCACGGCGUGCGCCUGCGCAAGAAGCUGCAGCGGCGGCUCACGCGCCAGGCGCUGGCCGAGGCCAAGGCCAUCAAGGAGCAGAUACACGUGCUGGUGUAUGUCGCAGAGCUGGUGGCAACAGACCCAGUCCUGGCCUGGGCCAAGGCGAAGGAGCUGUACGCGUCGCUGAGCAAGGCCGAGCCGGAGAACCAGGCGCGGCCCGCCACGCUGGAGGAGCUGCUGGUGCUGCUGUCCAGGGAGAGCGCGCGGAAAAUUGUGCAUCUCAUCAACUACACGCACAAUGAUCUGCCCAAUAAUAUUCGCGCUGGACUGUCCAUUGUGACGAGGCAUCUGUCGACGGCUGCAGACGCUCUGCUCAAGACUUUACCCGUGGAGAGCGCGCUAACAGAAGUCCGCGGCCUGCGCUGCCGUCUCCAGGAGUUGCUGCAACAGCUGCAAGCCACCUCCAAGACCUAUAUGGAGCAUUUAGCCAUGCUAGUGGCAGGAAACGAGGAGAGAGAAAAGAUUGCACCGCGUUCCGUCUAUGGCCAGAGAGACGACUUAGCGACGUUUAAUGGCGUCAACUAGAUAGGUUACCAGCCAAUACUCAGUAGCCUCACUAUGAGUAUCCUCUGACCUAUUUUAAAUUUAUUUUAUUUUUAAAUUUAUUUAAAUAUUGAGAGUGAUUUACAACUCUUAUAUUAGACAUGGACCUGGGGCUGUUGCCAUGUGGAAAGUCGGUUCUCUUUCUACAAACGCUAACGCUUCGAAAAUUAAUAAAUGUAUGGGAAUGAGUAAUGACAUUUGCUAUCGACAGGUCACGUGAUCAAGUUGUCGAUCGGAUCUGUAAUGUUAGUUUUCGAAGCGUUAGCUUUUGUAGAAAAAUAAUCGACGUGCCAUACAAGCCCUUACUCUCUGUCUGGUGUGCAAUAUGUAUAAGAUCAACGAUCUAACGCCUUAUUAUUUCAACUGAAUCGAUAUGUCAUUAAUGUAAUGAUUUUCGUCGUGUAAAGUUUAUAUUAUCUAAUAAGUCUAUGAAAGAGUGUGCAUUUUUAAAACAUGGAGGAUUCUUGUAGCAUUGAGCUGCAGCGCUAUCAUAGAACGAUAUUUCAUAACUCAACAGUCUGAGUUACGAAUUCGUAUCUAUCUCUUUCUGUCUAUAGUAUCAAAACAAACAGAGAGAGAUAGAGUCCCAUUCAAGACUCACACUAUAAAACAUAUGUUUUCUGUGACUAUACAUAGAAACAUCGCUUUAAAAUAGCGCUACGGACCAGACUGUAUAAAAAUCUUUGAUUGGGUGCACCACGGAACUUUUCUAUUUUAAAUUUCUACUACUACAUUUAUUACUUUUCUAGUUUAAAAAGUAAGUACUUAGUUUGUUUGUUUUUGUGCAAAAUAUCUACCUAUACCAUAACUACUACACGUUGUAGUUAAGUAAAUAAGUUAGGCUUACUGAGUUACGAGUACUUCAUUAAGUACCUACAGUAGAUUGACAGAGUACCUACCGCGCCGGAUUAGCCAUAGGGCUGUAGGUGGCAUUCGCUACAGGCCCCGCGCCCGAAAAAAAGAUACAAAUAAAGAUUCAGAGAAAAUUGAAAUUAAGAUGACAAACGGACACGCGAGAGAUAACAAAUUAGUAUUUGUUUUUUUUUCAAACAUAAAAGGGCCCCCUGUUUACAUUUGCUACAGGCCCCGCGCCUGCUUAAUCCGGCACUGAGUACCUACCUACUAAGGUGACCUUACGGGGAUUUUUAUAUAUUGGUGAGGCUAUAUUAGCUAUAACUAAUAUUAUGAAGUAGAUUUUAUGAACACAUAUUUAAUUUUAAUUGAAUUAGGGUAAUUUAAUUAUACUGUAAUAAAGAAUAUUUUUAUUACGCUCUAAAUAUAAGUAUAAUCUAAACAAUUAAUUAUAUAAAACUGUUUAUUCUAAGUUACUCAUUUUGUACUUUUUAUUUAUGUUAAUGUUGGAAAUAAAUUUGAUAUCAGAUA
This is a messenger RNA of Bicyclus anynana (squinting bush brown), 2690 nucleotides long. RefSeq names its product lipid storage droplets surface-binding protein 1 (gene Lsd-1). The record is from RefSeq and is a predicted model, not a curated record. The coding region runs from base 159 to 1289 and encodes 376 amino acids. The transcript has 9 exons. Gene Ontology annotation, cellular component: cytosol; lipid droplet. NCBI's taxonomy places the organism in Eukaryota, Metazoa, Arthropoda, Insecta, Lepidoptera, Nymphalidae. Gene Ontology annotation, biological process: lipid storage; positive regulation of triglyceride storage.